AUGUGGCAAGUUCCACGAACAAUAGAUAAAGUGUCAACUUUUAACUGGUUGGGGGCUAAACAUCAUCGUGCUGACAAUGUUUCUGACCCAUCAAAUAAUUUUUCGGAAAAAUUGCAAAUUAGUGGGACAGUGAAAGAAUGUUUACAUUUUUAUGGUGGUGCAAAUGUUCUAGUAACAGUGAAGAAGCUUGAGAGAGGUGGUAUGUACAUGGACAUCAGUGUGCAAGAGGCGGCAACUUUUGAAGGGAAGAUGGGAAAGAAGACUAAGAAAAAUAAGAAGAAUGAGGCUAGUGCUUCAAAAGAAGUGAGUGACUACAAUGGGGCAAUGCUUAAUGGGGUGGAGGAUGGUUUUGAACUGAGCAAAGAGGAUAAGAGAAGGAAGAAAGACAAGAAGAAAGCUGAAGUUUCUAUCGAUGUUGAAAUUGAUGGUACUCAUAAUGAGGAUAUAAAUAUGAAGGAUUAUGCAAAAGUGGAUGAUAAUUAUCAGAAAGAAAAGGAGAAGAGGAAGAAGAAAAAGAGAAAAUCAAAACCUGGUGAGGAUAAUGACAAGUCAAAUAAUGAGAUUCACAUGGGAGGGGAAGAGAGGAGGUGCUUGAAAAUAGAUGAUGACAAGGAUUUAGGGAAUGAUAGUGAAUCUAAAGCAAGAAAAGAAAAGAAGAGGCGCAAGGAAGAUAGAAAGAAAGACAAAAAAGAAUCUGUUUCUUCUCCAAUGAAAGUCUGUAAAGAUAAAGAGACAGAAAAAGAUGAGGUAGUCAAGGAUCAGAAAAGUUCUCGAAAGGACAAUAUUGCUGAUGUGAAGAAUGGGGAAGAACAGAUUGAAAAGAAGAAGACACACAAAGGGAGAGAAGGCAAGGAAAUUAUUGAUUUCAAGGGGAAGAAGAAAAGUACAGCUGCAGAAGAUGUUGGGAAAGUGAGGGAGUACUAUGAUGUGGAUGUUAGUGAUAAGGUCAAAACGAAGAAGAGGAAGAGAGAGACGAAAAAGGGUAAAGAUGAUUUGGGUGCUGGGAUGCAAGAAAUGAUGGCUGAGGAGCUUGGCAACAAAAGCAGUUUGACUGAAGAUAAAGAUUUUGGAUACAACAAUCGAAAUCAUCAUUCGGCUAGAAACAAAAUGCGGGAAAUAGAGACAAAAAAUGGUGACAAAGGUAAUAGGAAGAAGCCCAAUUCUGUUGAACCAGGUUCUGAAGAUCCUAAACCUAAAGCGAAAUCUAAAAAAGUUAGGUUUUCUAGUAAUAUAGAGGUUUUCCCUUCAUCUGAUGGUCCACGUAAGGGGAAGGAAAAGAACGAGGAUGAGAAAUUAGUGCGAGGUAAGCGGUUUUCACCUGAAGAAGAUGAGAUAAUUAAAGACGCUGUUUUUAACUAUAUACGGUAUAAUGACUUGGGUGAAGAUGGCUUGGCCAUGGUUUUACGCUGUAGUUCUCACCCAAAAAUAAGGAACUGUUGGAAGGACAUUGGAGCCGUUUUACCUCAUAGGCCUCUUCAAUCUGUAUAUUACCGAGCUCAUGUUUUGUUUGAAAGGGCUGAAAGUCGUUCAUGGACUACUGAAGAGCUUGAACGUGUAAGAAAGUAUCAUGAACAACAUGGCCCAAAAUGGAGGGAGUUGGCUGAUGCACUUGGAAAACAUAGAAUUCACUUGAAGGAUGCAUGGCGCAGAAUAAAACUACCUAACACAAAUAAAGGACAUUGGUCCCAGGAGGAGUACCAGAAUUUAUUUGAUUUAGUGAACAUGGAUUUGAGAAUGAAGGCUUAUGAGGAAAAGAAGUCGCAGCAUGGCAUGUUGAGAGAUAAUAUCAGCUGGGGUGCAAUUAGUGACAAGUUGUUAACUCGAAAUGAUAGAGUCUGCUGCGAUAAAUGGUACCAUCAGUUAUCAUCAUCUAUGGUAGCUGAAGGGAAUUGGACCGAUACUGAUGAUUAUCGUCUGCUUGAUACACUUUUUAGCUUGGAUGCGUGUUGCAUAGAAGAUGUGGAUUGGGACUAUCUUCUUGACCAUAGGUCUGGAGAUUUAUGUAGGAAGCGCUGGAAUCAAAUGAUCAAUCACAUAGGUGAACAUAAAAACAAGUCAUUUGCUGAACAAGUUGAAAUUCUCACAAACCGAUAUAGUCCAGAUUUACUCGAGGCAAGAGAGGCCUGGGAUAACAAACCCUUUGUUGAUUGACGUGAUAUCAUAAUUCACAAUUAAGUUCGCCUGAAGGUAAUGUGUACUGUUAGGGACGUGCAUGGCAUUCUAAUGGAAGAAGAGUUGUUGAGAAAUCCAAUGUUCUGGUGGCCAUGUUUUAGGAUCUUUGAACAGGCUUGGAGGUGAUUUAAGGGUUGAUUACAGAGACUGCUAUGUAGCUGUGCGAAGAUUGUUAAGAAAAUUUGCAGAUUCUCAUCAGGGGCCAUGCUGCUCUUUUUAAUUUUUUUAAAAAAAGUUGUGUUGGCCAUGUUACAGGCUCUUUGAAGUAAAUCUUUUGCAUUCUUGUAUUUCCAGAAUGAACAGAUGGUGUGAAGGAUAUCUUUUAUUUUAUAUCUAAAUGGUCUAUUUUAUA
Molecule: messenger RNA, 2524 nt
Organism: Camellia sinensis
Lineage: Eukaryota; Viridiplantae; Streptophyta; Magnoliopsida; Ericales; Theaceae
Source: RefSeq, a predicted model, not a curated record